UCUCGCAAACCCCCAAUUCUAUCACUCAGAAAGUCCAAAAGGAAAUUCGCAAUCUUCUGCUGCGGUUGAUGUUGCAGAAGAAAGAAAAGCCAGAAACAAUAACAAGAAGAAGAGGAAAAUGGUGAAGGUUGCGACUUACUUCGCGAUGUCAUUCGGAGCAUUCUUGUUCUGGCAAUCCAUGGAUAAGAUCCACGUUUGGAAUGCUCUUCGUCAAGACGAAAAGAGGGAGAGACAAGAGAAGGAAGCCGAGAUUAAGAGAGUCAGGGAAGAACUGCUGCAGAAACAGAAAGAUUUCGCGUAACCCACAUUGCCUUUGGCCUUUCCUUUGAACUUCCUGUCGCUAUUUUCUUCUCGAAUUUUUAUGUUUGAAGUGGAUAGAUUCUCUGCAAGCGUACUUGUCUUCUGUUCUAUGCUGAUGAGUAUGAUUGUCAGGAAGACGCCAUCACAUUCUUCUCUUAUAUAAAGUGCACCCUUGUUUGGGAUGUUCAGUUAACUUUGUUUUUAAUGUCACAAGUGCAAUAAUUCGCAUCUCUUUGGGGUAAAUAGAAGACAUUUGGCAUUUUUAUUUU
Molecule: messenger RNA, 569 nt
Organism: Morus notabilis
Lineage: Eukaryota; Viridiplantae; Streptophyta; Magnoliopsida; Rosales; Moraceae
Exons: 2
Coding region: 119-301 (60 amino acids)
Source: RefSeq, a predicted model, not a curated record